GCUGCCCAUUAGUGCAGAGGAAAGUAUGGAGGAGAUCCAGCAACGAAAGAGAAAGAAAACGAGAAGGGGCUCUGAAUUAUGUCGCUCCACUCCUCUCCAAUCGGCCGAUGAAGACGCUGCUCUGUGUCUGCUUCUAGCUUCAGUCUCCAAGAUCAACACUGGAGACCACUCCGACCCUCUUUUUUCCUUGGCGUUAGUCAGGAAAUGCUUGCGAAAAGUUCUCUCCUUUCUCUCGAAAUUGGAUGACCCAGGUUCGAGCUUUCGGAAGAUACCCCUCACUGCCCUUUUCUCUGUGCUUCCUGUUCUGCUCAAAUCCAACAAUCCGGAUAUUGCCUGUCUUUGUGCUAAGGUUGUGGGAAUGGCCUCGCUCUGCGUGUUCGAAAUGAACCAACAAAUCGCUUCGGAUGCGGAAAUUUUGGAAAGCCUAGUAUCGGGUUUGAGGAGUUCAAGUAGGAGAGUCAAAUUGAGUGCGUGCUGUGCCGUUUCGGAUUUGUCGACUAGUUUGGUUGGGCGGCAGAGGCUUCUUGAGCAUUCUGCUUUGGAGACUCUCAUUCUCCUGCCCACCUAUUGCUUCUGAUGAGCUGGACAUCCUCAAUUUCCUAAAAAAACGAGAGAGAUAGCUUGGGUAUGCCCAUAAUCUACCAGUAGGAUAUAAGGGUGCUAAAAGCAGAGAGACUCUCUAACACUGAGAAACAUCUUUUCCUCGAGAGCUUGAGUUCUUGCACUGAGUCUCAUCAUGUUUUUAGCUUUGAUGAUGUAUUCACAUGUGAAGAAGCGUACAAAGAUGGUUAUACAGUGGCCAUGCGUGGUAUAGAGUUCCGCUUUAAGUCCAUCGCUGCUAUCACUGAAGGCUUAGCGUCUUUGUUUGGUCAACCGUCUGUAGGUGCCAAUCUAUACUUGACACCACGCAAUUCUCAGGGGUUGGCACGGCACUACGAUGAUCAUUGUGUGCUUGUGUGUCAACUUAUGGGAACGAAACAGUGGACAAUUUCCUCUCCAAGGAAUAAGCUUUUACCUCGUUUAUAUGAGCCGCUUGAUGGUUCCCAAGGUUCAAAUGUUCAUACUGUACCAAAUGAAUGUACACAAAUUCUGCUCAAGGAAGGAGAUAUAUUGUACAUUCCUAGAGGUUACAUUCACGAGGCUCAUACUACUAAUGAUGUACAAAAAGAUUCUGCUGGUCUUUCCUUACACCUAACACUUGCCAUUGAGGUUGAAGCUCCAUUUGAGUAAGUUCUUGUUUGCACGGUUUUUUGUUUGAUUAAGUGAGAAGUCCUGAUAUCCAUUUUUUCUUAUGCUUAUCGUUAUGAUGUAAAGUUUGCAUUUUGUAGAGACUCUUUUCAUAUGCCAUUCUGAGAUUUUAAC
Rhodamnia argentea is the source of this 1362-nucleotide messenger RNA. RefSeq lists its product as uncharacterized. The coding region runs from base 26 to 577 and encodes 183 amino acids. NCBI's taxonomy places the organism in Eukaryota, Viridiplantae, Streptophyta, Magnoliopsida, Myrtales, Myrtaceae. The transcript is spliced from 3 exons. The record is from RefSeq and is a predicted model, not a curated record.